CUCUCCCACUUCGCGGAUGAGUUGUUUACUGAGAGACCAAUGGCCGCGAAUGUAGGAGCAGCGAGGCAGGCUGCCGCGGCUGACGGCAGUGCAGCAAAGCCUGGUGGGACCUCCGCAUCAGCAGACGGGGUUUCGGCUGGCGCAGCUGCUGGCACUGCAACCAAGAAGAAGACGGCGAAGCCUCCGCGGACCUACAACAGAAAAGCAUCUUCGACGCGGAUUGAUGGGCGGUUGGCAUCUGCAGCCCGGAAAACCGCAGAUGCGGCGCUGCGUGUGGGUCGGAGAUCCAUGGAGGUGGCCACCACGGCUGGGCAGGCGCUGCUGGUCGCUGCCACCGGAAACUGGACGAAGGAGCAAAUUUCGGAGGAGGCCGAGACGGAUGAGGGCCCGGACCUGUUUGCGCGGUGGCGGCCUGGCGCCGUCACAGGUGAGGAGCUGGCCUUGCCGCUGCAGCCCGUGACGGUAAGUGGGGGCACCGCUCCCUUUUACUUCGUUCGGUAUCGCGACCCACCGACAUCGGUUUCAAGCGCCAACUUCUGGAUCGCAAAAAACGCCUUGCACGCGAUGGAUGAGGUGGACUUUUACGAUGCGCUACGGAGUUUCCUCCUGGACCCCCAGAAGCGCCGCGGCACCGCCGGCGACCACCUACGCACGUCGGAGUUUUUGCACCGCGCGUUUCUCUCCUGUCCCGGCCUGCUGCGGCUUCCGACCGCAGUGAAGGGUGGACGGUCCACUCCUGGAAAUAACGACCCCGAACUCCCAGUGCUGAUGCUGGAGAACAUGUUUUCGCAGUUCCACAAGUUGCGGUUCAUGGACGUGAAGUUGGGUAAGCAGACCGCCGUCGCGGACUGGAAGGGCAAGAGCGCCUUCCGCGCGUGGCGCAACCAGAUGGUGGACGCGCACACUAAUUCGGCGAUCGAGGGCUACCGCCUGGAGGGCAUGGAACAGGAGCCGCAGUCGGAGGUCGAGCACCUCCUGCAGGCGCACUCCUCCUUCGUGACCACCGCGUUACUCAAGCCGAAGCGCCUCCGUCGCAUGCUGUUCCAAAGUCUGGACGCCGCCGGGUUCCUCAACCUGCUGCUCGAGACGCGCGACGUGGAGCUGGUUCAGGAAGAAGAACAGGCGGCUGCAGCGAAUGAUUUGUUGACGAACAAAGUAGACGAGAGUCCGGCUCCGGAGCGAGCGGAGCAGAGCAUAGGAAAUGCUGAUGCAGGACCUCCCGUGCUCUCGUCGCCGAGUGCUGUAGUUGUUCCCACAUCUGCGCGUGAUGCUGAAGAGUCCGGAGCCGCUGUCGAACCUCCAGUCUCUUCCACGGAGGGCGUGCACACCGCCAUUCCACCGGGAAGCACAGCAGGCAAUUUUGGAAAAAUAGGGGCAACCGGCGGAACCAAAACACUUGUGCAAGGGGCGAACGAAAAGGACUUCUUGUCCACCGACGAGGAGGAGGAGCUGGACGCCAUCGAGGAAACCGACGAGCAGAUGCAUCACCCGCACAGUGGGUUCUUUCCCACGAAGCGCCGGCGCGUGCCGGGCACGCAACACGCGCUCGACGACACCGACCGGCCCUCGGACGAGGAGGCCGCGGACGAGGAAAGCAUGUACGAACCGCUGGACGGGGAGCAGGACGGAACGGCGUGGCGUGCUUCCCACGUCCGCGAAUUGUAUGUGGAGCGCGUCCUGCGCCGGCUGCUCGUACAACUGAUGGAAACGCUCCGGGCGGUCCGCCGUCUGCCCGCUCCGCAGCAGUGGAUCGGCAGUAGUGUGGGGUUGGGGUUCGACCUGGAGGGCGUCUCCGAGCGCGCGAUUCUGGAGGACCCGGUGAUUAGCAAUCCGCGCCGCGACGACGCCGGCAUCCGCGUUCUCGUGAAAAUCUUCGACUGGGGGCGGUCCGAAUUUAACACCGUCGACGUGAUGAACAGCCUCGGGGCGGAAGACCGGGAGAGCCGCCUCCUGUAUUGGCGGUACUACCUGCAGGCCCUGGCCCGGCUGUGCUUCGAGUUGUCCCGACACUACUUGCACCGGUUCGGGCACAAAAACUUCCUGUUGAUCGAGCUCGUCAGCCUGCACGCCAUGGUCCCGGAGAAGGUGCAUCGGUUUGCCAUCUUGGACCUGUCGCAGCUGCAGGCGGAAGGCGAGAGGUGUGAGGUGAAUCUGCUGCGUUUCUCCGCGUCGGCUACUAGUACUGCUGCAACCUCCACAAAAAAGCCGGCGGCGAGCGCUGACACGGUGGUGGUGCUGCAGUUUCACACCUGCGUCCCGAAGCGCCGGGUCGCGUUUGAAGUGUUGAAACUUGCAACGGACGUGUCCAGGUUCCGGGCCGCCGACUACCAGCUGCAGUUUCUGACUUUCGAAGACCGCGAGUCGGCGGACCGCUACGCGCGGAAACGACCGGACGAGCACACCGAGAUGCGGGGCCGUGUCUCCUCCCAAUUACUCGCCGGAAAAGUGAGUGUGCCGCCCACGCUGGGUCGAAAAUACGAAUUUUGCUUUCCGGAAGACCACCUGAAUGCCAUUCAGGACAUGCGCAAGAGCGCCUCACGCGGAACGAAGAAGAACGCGGCCGAAGGCGAACAGUCGGCGGUUGGAGAUCGCUCAACCAAUGAUCUCUCAAAGGUUGUGAUCGGAAUCGAUAGUACUAGUCAAAAAGUUGAACAAAAUGCAACCGAGUCUUCACUAGCAGUUCCAGGAGUUGUUGGUCCUCAGGUAGCGGGUGAUGAAAGUGGCGAUGACAAUCUGUUGACGGGCGGGGUUUCUGAUCACGAAGAGCAGGGCGCUUCCGACGUCGAAUUGGCGGACCAGGGCCAGGAACCCGGGCAGCCGGGGCAGGCCGACGCGGCAGAAGAAAUAGAAGAGAACCCCGCUGACGGUGCAUCGGACGCGGGACUCGCAGCGUCACAGGCGAGUGGUGCUGAGGAAGUAGAGGCGCCUGCCGUGCCCGGCGCGUCCGACUUUGAAGGCGAACACAGUAUGAUGGAGCCGUCGCUAACGCAAAUUGUGGCGAGCAUUGUCGUCUCGAGAAAAAGCCCCGACGAGAUGAACGAUAGCAAUGCAGCCCUACUGGGGCGGCUUGCCGCUUCCUCUCCGUUUGCAACCUACCUUCACGAAAAGCUCACUGCAGAGGAGGAAGAUGAAGACUGCGCCAUAUUCUACAAGGUGCUUUCUGCGUACCGCAACAAGAAACGACGCUUGGCUGGGCCUGCGCACAAAGUGCCAGUGGAUCAGACGAGGAAGGUCCUUGCUAGCCGCGGUAACAACAACAAAAACCUCCUCGCGAGUCCGCUAGUCUCUGCGGUUCUGCUCGCGGAAUCAUCUCCCGAUGACGACGAAAACUCGGAGGAAAGCAUUUGCUCCCCGGCGUCCGAAAUGCAAACAAGAUCGUCCACGUCCCCAUUUCUCCACGAGGUCACCCACCAGAGUCCCUGGCGCACGCGAUUGGUAGAAUACUGUGCGAGCAGUGAAGAAAAUUUGCUGCCUUUCGAGAUAGCGGAGGCAUCCACAGUACCGGAAGCGUCCAAAAACACGCUCGUUGUCCCAGUACCUGAAACAGUAGUGGAAGUGGACGUCGGGAUGCUGCAGACAAAAGAAAUAGUCCUUGAGCAGGGCUCAGGUCCUUUCGAGGGGAACAGUAAAACGACCAGGUCGACGUACCGCACGCCACUAGCGUCUGCUCUGCCACCCAGUCGACCCGUGCAACUGCUUCCAGGGCGGAACACGCCACUGUGCAACAACCAGGCCGACAAGAGCAAUGCAAAAAGCAAGACGUGCUCGUCCGAAGCAAUUCGUGUAGUCGAAAAUCUGAGCUGCAAAGAAAUACUGUGCGAGAGCACUAAAGAGCCACCACUGGGACGAGAUCUCUGUCGCGAGACAGCAAGUAAACCGCAGAUCAGCGACCGCCGGUUUCUCUAUUAUGAGACGGAGGGGACUACGGAAGAACAGCAACAGCGAGCCACGACGGGCAGCUCGAAGAACAAGUUGAACAUUCGCAAGUUUGAAUUCGUGUGCAUUCCGCGAACCUCGGUCGUGCUGGAGCAGUUACUGGGUUUGGACUACGCUGACGUGUUCGCGGCCUUCCGGCGGGACACGACCCAAGAAACUUCAAGCGGAGCGGACAAAAAACCUGCUGCUGCUGAUGCAGCGCCACAGCCUGGGGAGUACCGCGCUCAGGGGGAUCGCGAGGACGAUCACGAGGAGUAUCUUUCGAAAAUUUUGCCAACGCCCUUUCUCGCACCCGACAGCAGUUUGAUCAAGAAGGCGAAUUACGUCUCCGAGAAGAUCGUGGACUUUCCGGACGGGUUCCUGUUUCACGGGCUCAAUCCCCCACCGGAGUAUACGCACUUUCAACCCGUGAAAACCGCGACGCGCAAGAAAAAAGGCUGUUGCUAG
Messenger RNA from Amoebophrya sp. A120, 4383 nucleotides. NCBI's taxonomy places the organism in Eukaryota, Dinophyceae, Syndiniales, Amoebophryaceae. The record is from the annotation of a GenBank genome assembly.